UCAGGGUCAAUUUUGCUGCCCAUUAAAAUUAAGCAUUUUCUUUUUCUUUCUCACACUUUAAUUCCCACAAUCGGUCGUUCGUAAAGUUGGUUGGUAAGGAAGUAGUAACACCUUAACCUUUUUCUCUCUAUAUUUCUCUCUCUUUUCUGUUCUACUCUUGAUCAGAAAGAGGGGUGAAAAUGGCUUCAGAUGGUAAAGUUCACACCUUUGACGAAGUUUCAAAGCACAACAGUAGCAAGGAUUGCUGGUUAAUUAUCUCCGGAAAGGUCUAUGAUGUAACUCCUUUUAUGGAAGACCAUCCUGGUGGUGAUGAAGUUCUCUUAUCUGCAACUGGCAAAGACGCAACAAACGAUUUUGAAGAUGUGGGACACAGUGAUUCAGCCAGAGAGAUGAUGGACAAAUACUACGUUGGAGAAAUCGACGUAUCAACUGUCCCUCUAAAGCGCUCAUAUGUUCCACCACAACAAGCUCAUUACAAUCAUGACAAGACACCCGAGUUUAUUAUCAAGAUCUUACAGUUCCUGGUACCCCUUCUCAUCUUAGGUCUGGCUUUCACAGUGCGUCACUACACCAAAAAGGAGGAUUAGAAAAUUAUCUGUCCUCUGGAGUGAAUCUAGGCAUGUAUCAAUUAGCUAUUCAGUCCUUGGAUUAUUGAUCAUUAUUCAGUUGGUUGUGUCUGAAGGUUCUGUUCUAGUUUCUAUCAUGCUAUAUUACUGUGAUUCUGGAUGUACACUCAGGUCACUGUUCUGCUGCUCAUUGGAUAAUUGUAUGUGGCAAACCUUUGUUAAGAAUUUCAAUGUGUUUGUGCUUUGCAGUAAUAUCUUUCGUUAUAAGUUUAUCAGUGUUAAUUCUCA
Molecule: messenger RNA, 854 nt
Organism: Chenopodium quinoa (quinoa)
Lineage: Eukaryota; Viridiplantae; Streptophyta; Magnoliopsida; Caryophyllales; Amaranthaceae
Product: cytochrome b5-like
Exons: 4
Coding region: 180-587 (135 amino acids)
Cellular component (GO): intracellular membrane-bounded organelle; membrane
Molecular function (GO): heme binding
Source: RefSeq, a predicted model, not a curated record